Betta splendens (Siamese fighting fish) is the source of this 2113-nucleotide messenger RNA. RefSeq names its product UDP-Gal:betaGlcNAc beta 1,4- galactosyltransferase, polypeptide 4 (gene b4galt4). The coding region runs from base 2 to 1048 and encodes 348 amino acids. The transcript is spliced from 6 exons. The record is from RefSeq and is a predicted model, not a curated record. Gene Ontology annotation, biological process: carbohydrate metabolic process. Lineage: Eukaryota; Metazoa; Chordata; Actinopteri; Anabantiformes; Osphronemidae. Gene Ontology annotation, molecular function: glycosyltransferase activity.
CAUGGGCUUGUGCUCGCUUCUGUGCAAGUUUACGCGCAGGGCGAAGUACGUUAUACUGCUCGUGCUCUCGCUGUCACUGCUGGCGUGGAUCGCAAUGUUUUUAGGCGAGACGGGGAAACCUCUACUGGUUCUCUCUGCAACCGCACAGACUCUUAUCAAAGAGCCCAGUCUGAGAGAGAAACUGGCAUCUUCCACAUCAACUCCUGAUCACGUCAAUACUCCACUGCCAAUAGUCGAAUGCCCUCAGAAGUCACCAUUGCUGCGGGGAGCUCUGAACUUAUCCUUUGAAUCGUCUCUGAAGCUGACUGACGUGGAGAGCGAGAACAAAGGAGUCACUGACGGCGAGUACAAGCCCCCAGACUGCACCGCGAGGCAGAGCGUGGCGAUCCUCAUCCCUCACCGCAAGCGGGAGCGACACCUCCUCUAUCUCCUGCACCACCUGCACCCCUUCCUGCAGAGGCAGCAACUGCACUACGGCAUUUAUGUCAUCCAGCAGGCUGGUGAUGCAACCUUUAACCGUGCCAAGUUACUGAACGUCGGAUAUUUGGAGGCACUGAAGGACUACAGCUGGGAGUGCUUCAUCUUCCACGAUGUGGAUCUGGUCCCUGAAAAUGAUCACAAUCUAUAUGUCUGUGAUAAGCAGCCCAAACACUUGGUGGUUGGCCGGAACGCCACAGGUUACAAGCUGCGCUACAAAGGCUACUUUGGAGGUGUGACCGCCAUGACCAAAGCACAGUUUCUCAAAGUGAACGGAUUCUCAAACACCUAUUGGGGCUGGGGUGGAGAAGACGAUGACCUUCGAGUCAGGGUCGAGCUGCAGAAAAUGAAGAUCGUGCGGCCGCCUGCCCAUGUAGCUCGCUAUACUAUGGUGUUUCAUAAACGGGACAGUGGCAAUGAAAUAAACAAGGACAGGAUGAGGUUGUUGGGGCGAACAUCACUGGUAUGGAGGAAGGAUGGACUCAACAGCUGCUCAUAUAAGACUGUAUCAGUGGAGAGGUUCCCUCUUUAUGUAAACAUCACUGUGGACAUUGGGAAGCCCCAGAGGUGAGGUUCCCAACAGGAAGCCUGAUGUGACCAAGACCAAAUAUUUUCUGAACGACUUUAUACACUGUGCCAGACCAGAGUGCAGAAAAGCUACUACACACUAAGCACAUAAAAUGCACAUUAGGUUAAGCUGAAGAACAUUUAGUUAUAAGUUAAUUUUUUGCACAUUUAUGCAUAUCAUUUUAUAUUUGUUUAUGUCUUAAUAAUAAUUUAAACUGAAUUAAAUAAAGCUGUGACAGAAAGAAAUAAUAUUGAUAGAAUAAAAAUCUCCUGAUGAUGGCCUAUAGUGUUUGAAAACCGAUGCUCAAACAUCUGGUUACUGGACUUGACAGAUUUUGAUUAGUUUAUGCCUUAUUAUUUGCCUGCAUGCUAUAUUUGCAUUACAUUAUUUUGUACAUAAAUCUCCUUGAACAGGGGAACGUUUAUGUUCUGUGAGCAUCAUUUUGUGGAUGUAUCAACAUCCUAAAGCUCCUGCAGACAUUUUGCCUAGUUACGCACCUCCCAGAUGUGUCUGGGACUGUCUUACUGAUAUCACCAUCAAGCUCACAAUAAUAAACAACAUGUAGUGGCCUUGUGUACAGUUAGGUCAUUGUCCCAGUACCUCUAGACCUAACUGUACCUCUAGCACACUAUAGUAGAUCUGGCAUGUUUUAUUGUUUUGUAGUGUGAAAAUAAUAAAAAGCUCCUAGAAGAUGUGCAUUUCUGCACCAGAGCAGGUGAUAUCGCCACUCCUGAGGAAAGGUUUAGUUUUCAUUUAAUGGGUUCGAACAUUUAUAAUGGGUGAAAAUAUUUUAAGUGCUUAAUUUUGAUCAGAACCAAUUAAAUGUGUGUUAGUACUGUUGCAUCAAACAGUGUUGAUUUCGAAAGGAAAUUAGGUGCUUUUAAUUAUAUUAUUGUUGCUUGAAAUUGAUGCCAUAUAAGCUUUUUGAAAAUGUUACUGGAAACGUGUCCCUUGAUCUGGGCUGAUGUGUUAAGAGACUGAUCAUGAAAGAGAUUUUGCAUGUUCAAAUUGAUUUUUAUGAUAUCUUGACACAAAUGUUUAUUAAAUAGUAUUUUUCAUAUUAAUGUU